AUGGCCUACAUCUGGGCCAGGGUCGUUCCCGACACGGGCGUCCUCAACGCCACGGCCACCGGCGACUGGGCGCGGGUGAACCUCACAGAAUCCUGGCUCGCGCGUGCGGAGACCCUCAGGGUCGCCAUCCGAACUCACUUCUGGGACGCGUCCAAGGGCGCCUUCAUCGACGGCCACAGGAACCGCACGCUCUACUCGCAGGAUAGAAACAGCUACGCCGUCGCCUUCGGUGUGGCAGCCUCCAUCUCCCGCGCGCUGACGGAGAACUGGACGCCCAUCGGCCCGGCCUCACCGGAGCUGCCCGGCAACGUGGCGCUCUUCAUCUCUAGCACCGAGCUCGAGGCGCACUUCGCCGCCGGCCGCGCCGACAGGGCGCUACGGCUAGGGUACUACCUCAACCACCCCAACGGCACGGGGUCAACCGUCAUCGAGGGAUACCUCACGGAUGGCGCGUUCGGAUAUCGCAGCGCGCGCGAGUACACGGAGGACCCGAGCUACGUGAGCCACGCGCAAGGGUGGAGCGGUGGACCGACGAGCACGCUGACCGAGUACCUCGUCGGGCUGCGAGUGACACGGCCCGCGGGCGCGGAGUGGAGCCUGAAGCCCGCGUUCGGUGAGAUGUCGGAGGCGCAGGCCAGGUUCACAACGGCUCUGGGGCGGUUCAGCGCCAGGUGGGCAGUCGAGGGGGACUUCACGGCGGUGGAGUGGGAUAUGCCCACGGACACGAAGGGUUGGUUGGAACUCAGCGGCGAGGAGGGGAGGUGA
Molecule: messenger RNA, 765 nt
Organism: Colletotrichum navitas
Lineage: Eukaryota; Fungi; Ascomycota; Sordariomycetes; Glomerellales; Glomerellaceae
Product: Six-hairpin glycosidase-like protein
Exons: 4
Coding region: 1-765 (254 amino acids)
Biological process (GO): carbohydrate metabolic process
Source: RefSeq, a predicted model, not a curated record